Molecule: messenger RNA, 573 nt
Organism: Candida tropicalis MYA-3404
Lineage: Eukaryota; Fungi; Ascomycota; Pichiomycetes; Serinales; Debaryomycetaceae
Product: thiosulfate sulfurtransferase
Exons: 1
Coding region: 1-573 (190 amino acids)
Cellular component (GO): mitochondrion
Molecular function (GO): thiosulfate-cyanide sulfurtransferase activity
Source: RefSeq, a predicted model, not a curated record
AUGAUUCCAUUAAGAUAUUUAAAAGCUCCAGCAUUAGCAAUUGCUAAGAGAUCCAUCACAUCAAUUACUUCUACUUCUUCUAUUGCAUCUCGUUAUUUAUUACCAUCUGUCUCAAUUUUACCAAGAUCAUUUCAUAAUUCUAGUAAGUCAUCCAUCAAUUCUACUUUACCAAGAUUUUACAGUGUUUUAACUGAAGCUCCAGAAGCUAAAUUGUAUAAGUAUAAAGAUAUUAAAGAAGUUAUUACACAUCCAGAAAAUCAUCCAGAUUCAAUUAUAGUUGAUGUCAGAGAACCAAAUGAAUUUGGAGAUGGUCAUAUACCAGGAGCUAUAAAUAUUCCAUUUAAAAGUAGUCCAGGAGCUUUAGAUUUACCUGAAGAAGAUUUUCAAGAAAAUUUUGGAUUUCCAAAACCAAGUACUGAUAAAGAAUUAAUCUUUUAUUGUCUUGGUGGUGUUAGAUCUACUGCUGCUGAAGAAUUAGCUAAUACUUUUGGUUAUAAGAAACGAGGCAAUUAUGUUGGUAGCUGGGAAGAUUGGAUAGCAAAUGAAAAUAAAAAUGAAGCCAAAAAGGAUUAA